Molecule: messenger RNA, 1336 nt
Organism: Ochlerotatus camptorhynchus
Lineage: Eukaryota; Metazoa; Arthropoda; Insecta; Diptera; Culicidae
Product: ornithine decarboxylase-like
Exons: 3
Coding region: 66-1328 (420 amino acids)
Cellular component (GO): cytoplasm
Molecular function (GO): ornithine decarboxylase activity
Source: RefSeq, a predicted model, not a curated record
CAGCACCAACAAGUACCGCAUUCAAUUAGCGAACUUCAGUGACGACGAUAGCGAUCCGGAGCACCAUGGACAUACUCAACAUUCUCAAGUAUGGGUUGGAAAUUGUUGACGAUUCACUCACAACCAAAGAGCUGAUCGAUCAACUGGUAUCCAUUGGACCCCUGCAAGAGCCACUCCAUCUGACGGAGCUAGACAACGUUGUCAAACGCCACUACCAAUGGUUGCGACAUUUACCGCGUGUUCAUCCCUACUACACCGUACGGAGCAACAACGAUGCACGGAUUUUGGGAACCACUGUUCUGCUGGACUGCGGGUAUAUUUGUUCUUCGAAAGCGGAGGUAAUGCAGAUUAUGGAGCUUGGUGUAGAACCGGAGUGGAUUCUGUUAAAAGAUGCAGCCAAAACUACAGAGCUAUUGAAGUUUGCUCGAAGAAAGCGCUUGACAGUAGUUUUUGAGCACGAACAGGAACUUAGGCAGAUACACCAACAUUAUCCGGAAGCAGAGAUUUUGGUUCGGUUCGGUUUCAAUACAGAUUCAUCGCUGGAGCAUGAUUCCCACAUCAAAACACACGAGCUGCUGAAUAUUGCAAGGGAUCUGGAGCUGGAUGUCAUUGGUUGGUGUUUUAAUGGUGGAGCAUCUUUCCGCCAUAACGACGGCGUGGUCUACGAAGCCAUCCGUAAAGGUCGUGAAAUCAGCGAUUUUGCCUUGAUUCUUGGCUUCAACUUUAGGUUCAUCAAUCUGGAAGCAUCAUUUACUGGUGAGCAGGAUAACGAGCUACAAGAGUAUUCCACCCGAAUCAAUCGAGCAUUGGCCGAAUUCUUCCCCGAUCGAUGGAAUCUUACCGUUACGGCUGAAUCAGGGCCAUUCCUUAGUGCAGCAGCAGUAACGGCGGUUAGCGCAAUACACGGAAAGCGUGUUUUCUGGCACCGACAGUUUCCAUCGCAGAUCGAUAGGGUGUUUUACUACCUGAACCAUGACAUCGGUGGCGAUCAAGGUCAAAAACAGAUUAAACCGAUCAUUUGGAAAAGUUUGACAGAUUGCGGGGCAGUUUGUCAGUCUAGUCUGUUUGCGUCCAGUAACGAGUGUAUGCUGGAGAACCUACCGCUGCCGGAGGUGAAUGAGAUGGAUUUUUUUGUAUUCGAAAAUCAAGGUGCUAGUUUGAGCGAUCUAACCGAACUACAAUGCACUCCUAUCGUGUUGGUAUUUGUUCGGAAAAGCAUGUGGGACUUUUUGGAAACACUAUCAGUUUCAAAUCAUCCCAAGACGUGCAUACUAAGCUCUCAGUAUUUGCAACGGGUAGCAAAAAUUGAACGAUUGAGAUUUGAGUGAAUUAUGAU